CAGCCCGGCGCUCAGCCCCAGCACAGACCCGCCUCCCACAGCCCGCUCGCCCGCCCCGUCCCUUCCUCCGCCUGGGUCCUGUCUGUGUGUGGGGAGUCCUAGCCCGCCGCCACCAUGGAUGCCAUCAAGAAGAAGAUGCAGAUGCUGAAGCUCGACAAGGAGAACGCCCUGGACCGAGCCGAGCAAGCCGAAGCGGACAAGAAGGCGGCGGAGGACAGGAGCAAGCAGUUUGAGGAUGACAUUGUGCAAUUGGAAAAGCAAUUGCAUGUGACGGAGGAUACGAGGGACCAAGUGCUGGAGGAGCUGCACAAGGCUGAGGAAAGCCUCUUCUCAGCAGAAGAGAAGGCCACCAAGCUGGAGGACGAGUUGGUGGCUCUGCAAAAGAAGCUGAAGGGCACUGAGGAUGAACUGGACAAAUACUCCGAGUCCCUGAAAGAUGCCCAGGAAAAGCUGGAAGUGGCUGAGAAAAAGGCCGCAGACGCUGAGAGCGAUGUAGCUUCUCUGAACAGACGUAUCCAGCUGGUUGAGGAAGAGUUGGAUCGUGCUCAGGAGCGUUUGUCAACUGCUCUGCAGAAGCUGGAAGAGGCUGAGAAGGCAGCAGAUGAGAGUGAAAGAGGAAUGAAGGUCAUUGAGAACAGAGCCCAGAAGGACGAGGAGAAAAUGGAAAUCCAGGAGAUCCAGCUUAAAGAGGCCAAGCACAUUGCUGAGGAGGCUGACCGCAAGUAUGAAGAGGUGGCUCGUAAGCUGGUGAUCAUUGAGAGCGAUCUGGAGCGUGCUGAGGAACGUGCUGAACUCUCAGAAGGCAAAUGUGCUGAGCUUGAAGAGGAGUUGAAAACUGUGACCAACAACCUGAAGUCGCUGGAGGCUCAGGCUGAGAAGUACUCACAGAAGGAAGACAAAUAUGAAGAGGAGAUUAAGAUCCUGACUGACAAACUGAAGGAGGCUGAGACCCGUGCUGAAUUUGCUGAGAGGUCAGUAACCAAGCUGGAGAAGAGCAUCGACGACUUAGAAGAGAAAGUGGCCCAUGCCAAAGAAGAAAACCUUAGUAUGCAUCAGAUGCUGGAUCAAACUUUACUGGAGUUAAACAACAUGUGAAAACCUCCUUAGCUGCAACCACAUAUAUAUUUCUUUGUUUUUACACCUGCUUGCCAUGAAACCCCUUAAACAUGUUUUUAUUUUAGUUUCACCACAGUCACAGGAACAUCUGCUAAAUACUAGGCAGGGGUCAGGGAAACACCAAAAUGGGCAAGCCAUAUGCAGGUUGAACUAUUCUAUUAUGGUUUCAAUGUGCCAUUUCCCAAUAUAAUGUUGCCUACACUUUGUAGAGAGUUCAGCAACACCAGUAUGCUUAGUCUGUCCAGGCAUCUUUGAUGUGUCAGAAAGAAUACCACCUCAAGUGCCAGCUAUAUAUUUAACAGGACAGUUAAUGUUGGAGAGACAAAUCAAGUGUGGACUGGUGCUACUUUCAACAAAAGGUACAGCUGUGGUCUUUUGUUUGAUAUUGUACAAUUCAGAAGUUAGUCCAGCAUGGUAAUUUAUUUUAUCUGAGUUUUAUUGAGCUGUGCUAAUUCAAUAAAACCAAGGAUUUGUAAGCCACAAACAAUAUUUAAGACUUUUUGGUUUUUAGCUUGUAUACUUGCAGCUCAUUACAAAUGUGUAGGUCAGCAUUUCAACUUGAGUAUCCAUUCCAUUGUAUUUUUCAUGUUGAAAUGAAAGAUUAAGUAAAUUCUGGAGAAAACAUAAAUUUGGGAGAUUGUUUUAAAAUGUAUUUUAUUUGUGUGGAAUUGGGGGGAAUUUAUAAAUUGGUAUUUGCCUCACUUUAUUUUACACACAUAUUGAGCAGUUUUAAAAGUAUACCUGUAUGUAAACGUUGUAUAAUGAUAUGAAAUAAAACGCACAUUUUAGGACAU
This is a messenger RNA of Emys orbicularis (European pond turtle), 1910 nucleotides long. It is a transcript of the gene TPM1, whose product is annotated as tropomyosin 1. The record is from RefSeq and is a predicted model, not a curated record. Gene Ontology annotation, biological process: muscle contraction; actin filament organization. Lineage: Eukaryota; Metazoa; Chordata; Testudines; Emydidae. The coding region runs from base 115 to 1095 and encodes 326 amino acids. The transcript has 10 exons. Gene Ontology annotation, cellular component: actin filament. Gene Ontology annotation, molecular function: actin filament binding.